This is a messenger RNA of Aplysia californica (California sea hare), 1238 nucleotides long. Its product is annotated as carbohydrate sulfotransferase 11. Gene Ontology annotation, cellular component: membrane. Lineage: Eukaryota; Metazoa; Mollusca; Gastropoda; Aplysiida; Aplysiidae. Gene Ontology annotation, biological process: carbohydrate biosynthetic process. The record is from RefSeq and is a predicted model, not a curated record. Gene Ontology annotation, molecular function: sulfotransferase activity.
ACAAACAUUUCCCAGCCCUAUCAGAAAGUAAUUGGUUGACAGAAGGCAGAGUGUCACUGACUGGUGAAUUGAGAUGAGUGUUUUUCCAGUGAUGACUUGCUCCUGGCUGGACCACAAGGUGAAAUUUGCUGUGGUGGUGACUAUGUGUUUUACCUCCCUCGCCACAGUGUUUGUGUUCCAGUCCAGAUGUCUCUCCUCUAGAACUCUCCAGUCUAGACAUCCACAAGAGUGUCCACACUCUGUCACUGAAUCAGCAACCCGCCCGACACUACCAGACUGCCCUUCUCUCCUCCAUCAAGUUCAUGUUCACGAGAGAUCCCUACCGCAGAGCUUUCUCGGGUUAUUGCGACAAGCUCUUCGUGUUUUCUUUCGAGACGAUGCCCAUCGCAGAAACAAUUCGGGGUUCGAAUGGCAGACCCAGCAGUUUUAACGGUACGCUGGACCCUGUGACAAGAGACUGGCUCCUCAAUCGUCUCAAUGUGACAUUUGCUGAGAGCCUGCAGUACUCCCUGGGUUUUUACACCCACGGCCACGAUAAGGUCGACGUCCACUUCACACCAAGCUCCCAAAUAUGUAAACCUUGCGGCGUCCAUUUUGACUUCAUCGGGAAGAUGGAAACUUUCAACAAUGAUACCGAGUUUAUUCUCAAAUUCCUGAACCAGUCACAGAUACUCGAGCGUAUGGGGGAUAUCGAGGGAAACAACGAGAUUAGUAUCGUCUCUGAUGUUUGUAAAAGAACCUUCCUUGCGUUAAAGAAGUUCGGCAUCACUGACGAGAUUGUUCUGGACUCAGUUUUAAAACGAGUUUGGAAACUCUUUAAAAUACGAGGAUUUCUGAACGAGUACCAGGAUUAUCCAGUGCGUUCUCUGAGAGAGUACACACAGCUGACAGCCCAGCGCUUCACGCAAUUGUCUUUGCACGCUCUCAAACAUUCGGGAAUUAGAGAGGUUAGGAAGAAACAGCGAGACGAAUACCUUGUUCGUGCUUUUCGUAGCGUUCCCCUAAAGAUCCUGCGCAAUUUCCGAUCUGCUGUGACACACGAUUGCGUCAUAUUUGACUACGACUGUUCCCCGCCUGAAGUGUUUGCGGACCGGAAGAACAACGGGGAUGAGGAGGACAAUGUGUUUUCCAACGAUAAAUAUGUGGGUUACAAAAGUGUUGAUUAUGAGUAUUCAUAGAACGUUUUAAAUGUAUUUUAAAACUUGCAAAGAGUUAGAUCUAGGAGUGAAGCGACAAUC